Messenger RNA from Peronospora belbahrii, 1482 nucleotides. The record is from the annotation of a GenBank genome assembly. NCBI's taxonomy places the organism in Eukaryota, Oomycota, Peronosporomycetes, Peronosporales, Peronosporaceae.
AUGGCGCCAACUUCAAAAUCAUCGGCAAUUUUUACACUCGAAGAUGUUAAAGCGUCUUUCAAUAUUUUCUGCUGCGUCUGCGGUAUCGGUUCAUUAGGAAUGCCAGCUAAUUACGCUCGUGCCGGUUGGGUCUAUGCUACCAUUGCAAUGGUAUUCAUGGCUUUUGCAAAUAUCUAUUCGUCCGUUCUGUUGUCCAAGGUGCUUCUACAAGCUCCAGCUUCCGUGCGGACAUAUGGUGAUCUAGGCGAGUGGGUCGCUGGAAAGGGAGGACGAUUCCUCGUCGUCACGUGCCAGAUGGCUGUGUGUCUCCUAUUACCUUGUGCGUUUCUUGUGCUUGGAAGUUUAUUAUUGGAUGUUCUGUUUCCGGACUGUUUUAGCCAGUCAGUGUGGAUCAUCUUCAUGGCCAUCGUUGUUGUUCCCGUUGCAUUAGUUCCUACCAUGAAGGAAAGCACUAGCAUGGCACUUGCUGGUUGCUUGGGUACGAUUGUUGCUGACUUAAUUGGCAUCAGUAUCCUCUUAUACGAAAUGCGCGGACAUCCGUCACCACCUAUCGCUGAUGUUUCGGCUCACCAAGUCAUAACCACUUUCGGUAACCUUUCGCUUGCGUAUGCUGCUGCUACUGUGAUUCCGGACCUUCAACGUCAGCACUCGCAGCCCGACCACAUGCCCCGUGUUAUCAUUGUUAGUUUGGUCGUCUCUUCAGUCUUCUUUGUCGCCGUUGCCAUUUUGGGAUACAUUGCGGGCGGGUGCCAAAUGUCUGGUAACCUCCUCUUUUCUGUCACCAACACUUCCGACCCGUACGCGGCAACAAGUCUUGGCUUCACGUCUUCACGUGCUGCUGUGGUCAUGGCCUUCAUCUUCAUGCAAAUGCAUCUCUCAGUUGCCUUCUGCUGCUUCCUGCACCCUGCCUUUUAUAUGUUUGAACGUGUGAUUCUUGGAAUGCAUGCGCCUACUAGUACCGAGGAGAAUGCUUUGCCGAACGAAAAGGUCUCGUACCUUCCCGCGUCCACACCUGCAGAAGUCGAGAGUAACGAUCGUAUUAGCCGCUUCAAUGUCACCAGUCGUAUGUCUGUGCCCAAUACAUUGGUCGCCGAAGAAGAUUUGUCCGAGUACAAGGGUAGUGCCAACGUCACUCGGUAUAUCUUGCUGCGUAUCACGUUGAUUGCCGUAUUGGUCGUGCUCUCUAUCCUGCUUCGCGACAACUUUCUUAACCUUACUGACUUUACAGGAGCGACUGCUAUCACGACGUCGAGUCUCAUUUUGCCUUUCAUCUUCUACGUGAAGGUUUUUUGGAACAAGAUCUCGGUGUGGGAAAAGCUUCUAUGCCUUACCAUUACUAUCAUUUGUACGGCUGCUGGUAUCUACGUUAUGAUUGACGCCGGCAAGAAUCUUUUUAAUCCCGUCGAGGAGGAUGUGACGUUUCCAUUUUGCUCGGCAGAAUUUCAAGAGGAACCGUAUUAUGUCAGGAAUGAUACGAUCUAG